Messenger RNA from Brienomyrus brachyistius, 2291 nucleotides. It is a transcript of the gene fbxo32, whose product is annotated as F-box protein 32. The coding region runs from base 127 to 1191 and encodes 354 amino acids. Gene Ontology annotation, cellular component: nucleus; SCF ubiquitin ligase complex; cytoplasm. Gene Ontology annotation, molecular function: protein binding. Gene Ontology annotation, biological process: protein ubiquitination. Lineage: Eukaryota; Metazoa; Chordata; Actinopteri; Osteoglossiformes; Mormyridae. The transcript is spliced from 9 exons. The record is from RefSeq and is a predicted model, not a curated record.
UGCGCACAUAGUGAGUCAGAAGUCUUUGGUCUCUGAUGAAGAGAAGUGGGGGAAAGGCACUAAAAUAGAAUCAUUUCUGCUUUUUGUAAUUUCACUCCGAUUUUGCUGCUUUGCCCGGUUUAGAAGAUGCCAUUUCUAGGACAGGACUGGAGGUCGCCUGGGCAGACCUGGGUUAAAACUGAAGAAGGUUGGAAAAAGUAUUCGGACGAAAAAAACAAUAAUGUUACAGAACUAAAAGGCUGCUGUAAAGAGGAGGAGCUAUAUAAGAAAAACAUGUUUCUGGCCAUGAGUUAUGAUGUGGUUGCAAAGAAGCGCAAGAAAGAUCUUCUGAACAACAACACCAAGGUUCCUUAUUUCCACAAAGACAAAUGGAUCUAUGUCCACAAAGGAAGUACCAGAGAGCGCCAUGGGUACUGCACUCUCGGAGAGGCCUUCAACCGCCUGGACUUCUCCAGCGCCAUCAUGGACUCCAGACGAUUCAACUACGUUGUGAGGCUGCUGGAGUUGAUUGCCAAGUCCCAACUGCCGUCCCUGAGCGGUGUGGCACAGAAGAACUACAUGAACAUUCUAGAAAAAGUAGUGCAGAAAGUGCUGGAGAACCAGCAGAACGUGCGGCCCAUCAGAGAGCUCCUGCAGACACUCUACGUGUCCCUUUGCAGCCUGGUGCAGGACAUGGGCAAGUCAGUGCUGGUGGGUAACAUCAACAUCUGGGUCCACCGUAUGGAGAAUAUCCUGCUUUGGCAGCAACAGCUGGACAACAUCCAGAUCAACCGGCCAACAUCCAAAGGCAUGACACUGACCGACCUGCCAGUGAGCUUGCAGCUCAACAUCAUGCAGAGGCUGUCAGAUGGGCGGGACCUGGUCAGCCUGGGUCAGGUGUCCCCAGACCUUAAUGACCUCGCUGAGGACCGUCUGCUGUGGAAGAAGCUGUGCCAGUAUCACUUCACCGAGCGACAGAUUCGCAAGCGUCUGAUACUGACCGACAAUGGCCGUUUGGAUUGGAAGAAGAUGUACUUCAAACUCUGCAGAUGCUACCCUCGUAAGGAGCAGUACAGCGACACUCUGCAGUUCUGUACCCACUGUCACAUCCUCUUUUGGAAGGACACAAACCACCCCUGCACUGCCAACAACACGGAGAGCUGCUGCAUUGCUGUAUCUCCCCAAGGUUUCAUCAACCUCUUCAAAUACUGAGGGGGAGGGGCUUAUGACACUGUACAAAGUAUUCAUAGUGCAAUUGAUUCCUGAAUGCCUUGAGAUUUGGGAUUUUAUUUUGGGGGGAGGGAGGGGUGACUCAGCAAAGGGGGUGGGGUGAAUGUGACAGAUGGAUAAAUGCAACGUCUGGGAGAGAAUGUUUUGGGAGCUCUGGAUGUGUUGGUAUGAUUCAAAGAGCUUUGCGCCAAAAAAUAUGUAGAUGAACAAUUAUUUUUCUUUUGGUAAAUGUGCCGCUGUGUUUGACUCUCUUGAGCAUAUAAACUGCUCAUUUGUUGUAACAUUGUAAGCAAAUAUCGGCUUCUUAAAGAGGAUCAUUUAAGUCGUAUGUUUUUUUUUCCAUGUUAAUAGGAAUCGUGUGUUAAAACCUAAUAUGUUAAUGGAGCAUUUGAAGAAUUUUCUGUGCUCUUUGCAAAUAUUUUAUAGCUUUUGACCUGGGUGUUGAGGCUUUAUGUGUUAAGAUAUGACUCAGGAUGUGUGUGUACAGAUGGACUUUAUGGUCACUGAUUUGGGAUUGUACAAUUUUUUUUUUGUAUAUAUAGUAUUCUCUUUUCCACUUUUAUACAUUUUGGAGUUUAUGAUUUGUAUUUUCAAAGGCUCUUUGAAAGUGUUUGUAUAAACAUGUUUGCUUGUAUAUUCUGUGCAAUAUUGCAGCAUUUUUUGAUGGUACUGGCCAAGUCGGGGUUCAGAACAUUUCUCGUUCCGAGGCGCCCUCAGCGAAAGCCUAUCGAGGGAAGGAAAUGUUCUGUCCGUUUGUUCAUGGAAGCACAAAUCAAACGCUCCAACCAAAGUGCAGAAUGUGAAGAGGCUUGUAAUACACGCCAGCACUCAUAUUUUUAUCUCUCUUUUUUUCACUGUUACAAAACUACAGAUUUUGUUAUAGGCACCUGCAUGGUCAAAAUUUGUAUUACUGAAAUGUUUUGGUUUUUUAUUUUCCUGCUUGACGCACAGACCAGCACUAAGGUGAAUGAGGGCGUCUUUGGAUAGGAACGGAUGUAUCUUCAUGGUGACCGUACUGUUGAGCUAUGCGGUGCUGGGAAGAGGGUUUGUGAUUUAUUGGAUAAAUAAAUCGCUUAAUAAUA